ACGCCUGCCACCCUCGUGCUUCCCGGCUGUGUCAUACAUUUACAGCGGAUGUGAAGGCGAACUUCGACGACAUCCAACUUCUUUCAUUUUCCCAUAUUUUAAACGGUUUCCAGCCAGUUGUUUUAUGAGUCAAAAGCAACCCAAACCUACACUCAGUGGCCAGCGGAUCAGGACCCGCAAAAGAGACGAAAAAGAAAAGCAAGACCCUCUUGCAUUUCGAGAUGCUAUAAUACAAGGGCUUCAAGAUAUUGGUAACAAUGAUCUAGACCAGGUGUAUAAGUUUCUGGACUCGUCAGGGAGUAAGCUCAACUACCGACUGUAUGGAGAGUGUCUCUUUGAUAUACUGUUUGCUGGAGGUGUUUUAGCUCCUGGCGGAAGUAUCCUUGAAGAAGGAGAAAAAGCCACGUGGAAAACAUCUGUAUGCAUUUUUGAUGCCAAUGAUGACGAUGUCAAGACGUAUGUGCAGGUUAUCAACAAGGUUAUAGCACGGUACAGAUACCUGCAAAAAGCCUUUGAAGAUGAGAUAAAAAAGAUCUUGCUCUUUCUCAAGGGUUUCAGUGAAGAUCAGAGAAACAAGCUUGCUAUUGCUGCUGGUAUCAUUUUAGCAAAUGGCAUGGCUUCACCUACAGCACUCUCAAGCCUACUCAAUGAAAACCUUGUCAAAGAAGGACUUGCUCUGCCAUUUUUGACAAAAGUGUUCCAGGUGUGGGUUAAGGAGAAGGAUUUUGCGAGUUUGAGCUCAGCUCUGAGAAAAGCAGAGUUGGAGAACAAACUACUGGAUUUCUUCCCUCCUAACAAACAAACUCAGGAGAUGUUUGACAAGCACUUCAUUGCAAAUGGAUUAGAUAAACUUGUGGCAUUUCAGAAAGCUCAACAGACCCUGGGUACUCGGAGAAAUUUUCAGCAGCAGUUGAAAGAGAUGCUGGACAAUGAAGCACCGGUCAAGGAGAUGAUAUCCUCCUGUAAAGAAGAAAUGAAGAAAUAUGAGCUCUCUGAAGAUGAUGUUGUGUUCCUGGUUUGGAAAAGUUUAAUGCGUGCUGUGGAAUGGAACAAGAAAGAAGAGCUUGUUGCUGAUCAAGCUCUGCGUCACCUCAAGGUUUAUGCUCCAUUGCUUGCAGCUUUUACCUCACAAGCCAAGUCUGAGAUGAAUCUUUUGGUCAAGGUUCAGGAAUACUGCUAUGAUAACAUGAACUUCACAAAAGUAUUUCAAAAAAUGGUGCUGUUGUUGUACAAAACUGAUGUUCUAAGUGAAGAUACCAUCAUCAAGUGGUACAAAGGAGGGUACUCCCAGAAAGGAAAAACUGUUUUCCUUGAGCAGAUGAAGAAAAUGGUGGAAUGGCUUCAGAGUGCAGAAGAAGAAACAGAGUCUGAAGAAGAAGAAGAGGGAGCUUAAACAUUUAGAAGUGUUACUCUGUAAACUACUCUGACUGAGUUAAAUGAUAAAUGCAUUGUAGUGUGUAUUAAAUUGAAAUAAAUAUUAUACUCUUGCAAAAGUUU
Molecule: messenger RNA, 1497 nt
Organism: Stylophora pistillata
Lineage: Eukaryota; Metazoa; Cnidaria; Anthozoa; Scleractinia; Pocilloporidae
Product: eIF5-mimic protein 2
Cellular component (GO): membrane; cytoplasm
Molecular function (GO): protein binding
Source: RefSeq, a predicted model, not a curated record